Spinacia oleracea (spinach) is the source of this 1194-nucleotide messenger RNA. Its product is annotated as protein FAR-RED IMPAIRED RESPONSE 1-like. Lineage: Eukaryota; Viridiplantae; Streptophyta; Magnoliopsida; Caryophyllales; Amaranthaceae. The coding region runs from base 1 to 1194 and encodes 397 amino acids. The record is from RefSeq and is a predicted model, not a curated record. The transcript is spliced from 4 exons.
AUGGAGGGAAGUGGGGCUGAAAUUGGUGACGAAAUUGGUGACGGUAGUCGCGAGGUUGAUGGAGAAGAAGAAGAAGAAGAAGACUUCAUAUGGAGGUAUGAACCACAAUCCUCCUCUGACAAAGAGGGUUUAGGGUUUAUGGAGGGUGGUGAGGAUUGUUUCACAACCCCAAAAAAGCGAAUGGUUGUAACUGACUACGGGGAAGAGGAGGAAGUUCUUGAAUUGAAGGGGUAUGCCAAACAAAAGGGUUUUGGUGUUGCCCGUCAUUGUGGUUCGGUGAAAUCUUCGGUUGGUUCUGAUAAAGAGAAAGGAAUCGGGAAAGAGAAGCGUAAUUGUUUGUGGACUUGUGAGUGCUAUGGUGUGCCGGAAAGAAGGCGCAAGGUGAUUGGGGAUAAGGUUGCAUCCGAUUCAAAACUCCAUGAAAUAACUGGGAGUGGGGUACGCAAGUCUAAGAAAUGUCAAUGUCCCGUACAUGUAUUUGCAAGUGUAAAUAAGUUAGGAGAGUGGGUGAUACGUAGAGCAGUAAUGGUUCAUGAAAAUCAUCACCCCACUCCUAGUAAGUCUAGGAUUAUUGCUUAUAACCGGAAGAAGUUUUUAAGGGAAAAUCCUCAUGUGUUGACACAAGCGAAUGUAUGUUCGAAAUCUGGUAUGUCUGUGGCUCAAACUUAUAACUUAAUGGCGGUGCAACAUAAUGGUAGAGGUAGAAUGCCUUUCCUACGGAAGGAUCUUAAUGAUGUGGUUGCGAAGGAGAGGAAGGCUAGGACUAGUGGUGGUGAUGCGAAGGCAAUGUUUGACUAUUUUAAGAAGAUGAAAGCAGAUAAUUCUGAUUUUUUUCACGUGUACCGGCAAGGUGCAAAUGGGAUAUUGCAGGAUGUUUUAUGGGUUGAUGCUCGUAGUAGAGCUGCUUAUGAGGAGUUUGGUGAUGUUGUCUGCUUUGAUAGUACGUACUUGACCAAUAAAUAUAAAAUGUCGUUUGCGAACUUUUUUGGUGUAAAUCAUCAUGGUCAGAGCAUAUUACUUGGAUGUGCGCUUGUUUCGCAUGAAAAUAGUGACACAUUCGAGUGGAUUUUCGGUAAUUGGUUAGAAUGUAUGGGUGGUAAAGCCCCAAUUGGGAUCUUAACUGAUCAAGAUCCCGCGAUGAGGAGGGCUUUGAGAUCAACCAUGAGCGAUACAUGUCAUAGGUGGUGCAUAUGA